GAGAGUCGUCAGAGAUCAACCAGAACUCUCAAAUACAUUGACACGCUUUUCCCUGGAAGUUCGAAUGAAAUUCGAAGGGAGAAGAGACUGAGAGACGAAGAAAGAACUGCGAUCCUUGAGAUUCGAACUCUCGUUUCCAUUCUACAUCACAAUUCAAUUCACCCAAGUUUCCUGAUUGUUCUGCAAAAAUGUUCAAAUUCUGGGGUUCUCAAGAGCAACAAGCUCAGCCUCAUCCACAGGAAAUACCUACAGAGUCAUGGUAUCCGUCAUCUGUGGUCAGCUCUCCUAGUUCUUCCCGCCCCACAACACCUAGUCCGAGCUCCUCUGGAAGCUUCAGUGUAUCAAGGCCUUCUGACAGACAGAAUUCUGCAUCACACGUAUCUCCUGCAGAGGCUGCUGGUAUUAUAGCUGUGUUAAAAGAUAAGAGUGUUGAGGAGCUUCGGAAGCUUUACUCUGACAAGGAUGCUUAUCACAACUUUCUACUUUCACUUGAGGCCGUCAAAACUCAAAAUAAUGUAAGGGAUGAGCUUCGUAAUGAAACUAUGCAGCUUGCUAGGGAAAAUCUAGAAAAAGAACCAAGGAUCAUGGAGCUUAGAAAUCAAUGCAGAAUAAUUCGAACAACUGAAUUAGCUGCUGCUCAGGAAAAGCUGCAUGAACUUGAAAGGAGAAAAGGGGAGCUCCUGAAGUUCUACUCUCCUGCAUCCCUUCUUCGUCGACUCCAUGAGGCAACUAAUAAAACAGAGGAGGAAUCUGAUACCCUACACAGGCAGCUUCUUGAUCAAGAAAUUGAUCUCUCUGCAUUUGUGCAGAAGUACAAGAAAUUGCGCCAGGCCUACCACAAACAAGCACUUACUCACCUUGCAGCCAAGACAUCCAUAACUGGCUAAAAACUACUACUGAAUAUUAAGUUACUACUUAUUUUACUGUCUUACAUCAUCUGUAUACUACUAAUGUUUUGGAUGUUUUUACUGCCGGAGCUAUGACUCUCAUUUCCAUCUUGUCUUUAUUAGUAUCCUAUUUACUUUAGGACUCUCUAGAGUUUAUUAUGUUCAAUAGGAUUCUUCUUGUAUAUAUAUUUUGUAAUCUUCCUGUAUUCUGAUCAUUGAAUAUACACAAACACACUUCCAUUCUUGAACAA
Ipomoea triloba (trilobed morning glory) is the source of this 1138-nucleotide messenger RNA. Its product is annotated as vacuolar protein-sorting-associated protein 37 homolog 1-like. Gene Ontology annotation, cellular component: ESCRT I complex. The record is from RefSeq and is a predicted model, not a curated record. The transcript has 7 exons. Gene Ontology annotation, biological process: ubiquitin-dependent protein catabolic process via the multivesicular body sorting pathway; protein targeting to vacuole; protein targeting to membrane. NCBI's taxonomy places the organism in Eukaryota, Viridiplantae, Streptophyta, Magnoliopsida, Solanales, Convolvulaceae. Bases 189 to 887 code for a protein of 232 amino acids.